AUGAAAGGAUUAACAGACUGCAACUUUAACAAAAAAGUAUACUGCACAGAAGAAUCAGCUAAAAUUUUGCCUCAUAUCGUAGUGCGGUACAAUAAGCAACCUAAAUAUCGACAUUUGCAGAAUUUAUUGAUACCCGUCAAGUACAAGCAAGUAGUGCGGUUGGAGACACCUGAAUACGGCACUUUAUCAUUUCAGUUCCUCCCUGCAAAUCACUGUAUUGGAUCAGCCAUGAUAUUGCUGGAAGGCGCAAAUGGCAGUGUUUUGUACACUGGUGAUACUCGAGCAGAGCCCCGUUUUUAUGAGGAGAACUUGAGUAUCAUUAGAAGAUAUCGCAUUCAAAACUUGUACAUGGAUACCACAUGCGUGAGAGAGAACGCCGAGAAGUUUAUCUCCAAGGUGAGUGUUUCAUCAGAACAUUUGGGAUCCAUUGACAAACACCAUCACAUCUACAUUGACUGCUGGACAUUUGGAUAUGAAGAGUGUUGGGCCGAGAUUUAUGACACCUUUAAGCAAAAAGUGCAUGUUUCCAAACUGAAAUACAACACAUACGUGGAAGCAGAUCCAAUCUACAAAGAAUACUUGACCACAGACCCAUCAACAACUCGUUUUCAUUCCUGCAAUUGGGACCUGAAUUGUAAGCCCUAUGAACACGGUUUGGUCGCAAUUCACUUUAAGCCAAACAUGGACGAUCAACCAAGACUCUAUAUUCCUUCAGAAAAGUCAAAUCAUCUACUAUCAACAGACUUGAGAUACGAUUGCAAGCCUCAAUCCAGACAUAUACUACCAUUUUCUUUUCAUUCGUCCUUGGAAGAGAUUAUAGGGUUUGUCAACUAUGUCAAUGCGAAAACGCUCACCAUGUGUGUAGCUCGUGGGGGCUAUACAGGCAUGGAUGAAAUGAGAAAGCUCUUGAUUAAACGAGGUUGCAAGCUGGGUGAAAUCAGUCAUUCAUCAGACUAUUCAUCAAACGGGAGCAGCACUGGUCAACAAAAGCGAAGAAGAACAUCAGGCUUAUCAUUUAAGAAGGUGAUGUCGAAUACAGCUGAAGAUCCAGAUGAGCAUACACCAGAUGGAAGUGGCUCUGGCAGUUCGUGGACAUCCAGAAAGACUGCGUCUCAACCUGUUGCCUCAAGCUCCAGACUAAACUCCACACGAGAAAAAGAAGAGCAAAAACCAUCCUCUCAUUCAUCUGUGCUAUCCAAAGCAGGCAGCAAGAGCCAGCUAAAAUCCAGUUCACAGCCUCAUUCAUGUCCUGCAGCCACACAGCCUUUGAUUGAUCGUACAAACUUACCCAAAAUAUCUGCUAAAGAAGGCACUGAGAAGGAAAUACACAGUGUCCAAGAAAGAGAACAUGUUGUCCAAGAGGUUGUCGAGACUGCUGCAUCUGUCACUGAAGAACACACAUCCAAUUUAGAGAGAUCCUUGUCCUGGGAGAUCAUCGCCAUUGUCCCCAACACACCUCCUCCACCUCCCUCUCCCAAACCCCAAGAUGAUGUGAUUGUAAUCAGUUCAGACGACGAAGAUACCAAACCAUUCAUGACAAGACUUGAAACGAGACGAUUUUUCAGAGCAUUGAGAAAGUGUCAUAUGAAAAACGACGAGUAUAUUGCAAAAGCUUGA
Molecule: messenger RNA, 1617 nt
Organism: Mucor velutinosus
Lineage: Eukaryota; Fungi; Mucoromycota; Mucoromycetes; Mucorales; Mucoraceae
Product: ubiquitin-specific protease ubp1
Exons: 4
Coding region: 1-1617 (538 amino acids)
Biological process (GO): interstrand cross-link repair; double-strand break repair via nonhomologous end joining; telomere maintenance
Molecular function (GO): 5'-3' DNA exonuclease activity; damaged DNA binding
Source: RefSeq, a predicted model, not a curated record